Molecule: messenger RNA, 2186 nt
Organism: Papilio xuthus (Asian swallowtail)
Lineage: Eukaryota; Metazoa; Arthropoda; Insecta; Lepidoptera; Papilionidae
Gene: Naam
Product: Nicotinamide amidase
Exons: 8
Coding region: 216-1325 (369 amino acids)
Molecular function (GO): calcium ion binding
Source: RefSeq, a predicted model, not a curated record
UUUAACAUUUUACUUUUGAAGACAGGAAGGCUGAAAACACGGAACUAGGUAAUUUGCUAUUCUAGUGAAAUUAACCGCAAACCUGAAUUAAAAUACUGUCGGUUUAACCUCAUAAUCAAAGUUUCGGGCAUUUGGUGCUGCAAGUUGACGUAAUACGGAAUUUUAGUAGCGUUGUUAUUUGUUUAUGCGGACUGUGGUGCAAUCCACCGGUUACGAUGUUGGUUUGCCUUAUAAGCGAGCGCUGCGAAAGCGGGCCGCUCAUUUCGAUCAAACCUACGAUGUCGGACGUUGACAACGGCUCCCCAGUCGACGAAGUUUGCUUGCUCGAUAUGGACGCUUGCUAUGAAACUUUUGACAAAGAUGGAGAUGGGCAGUUGAAUUUCGAUGAGUUCCGUCUUAUCUGCAAGGCGUUGUUCCGCAACGACAAGGGGCACAUCUACCCUUUGCCGGAAGACAGAGCGCGGCAUGUCUUCCAGAUCUUCGACAAGAAUGAUGAUGGCUUCAUUGAUAAAGAAGAGUUUACCUUUUGCUGGAACCAUUGGAUUAAAGUUAUCGUGCGUCCUGUGAGCGCAUUCCUGGUGGUGGAUGUGCAGAACGACUUCAUCUCUGGCACCCUCAACAUCAGCAAGUGCAACGCGCAGCAAGAUGGCAGCGAGGUGGUUGAACCUAUCAACCGUCUACUGGAAACAGUGCCGUUCGAGUGCGUGUUCUACUCACUGGACUGGCAUCCGCCGGACCACGUAUCCUUUAUCGACAACGUGCAUAUGCGCGAGCUGCAUGUCUCCAGUCCGGUGUCGGCUGACAAGGCGCAGGCGUAUGACACGGUGGUGUUCGCGGGCCCGCCGCCCAUGAAGCAGCGCCUGUGGCCCAGACACUGUGUGCAGGACUCCUGGGGCGCGGAGCUGCACAGGGACCUCAAGGUGUUAGAUGGUGCGGUGAAGGUGUACAAAGGCACCAACUCUGAGGUGGACUCGUACUCAGUGUUCUGGGACAACAAGAAGCUGACGGACACCAACUUGAGCAUGCAGCUGCGCGCGCGCGGCGUCACCGACAUAUACAUCUGUGGUCUCGCUUACGACGUCUGCGUCGGAGCGACGAUAGCGGACGCGCUGGCGAUUGGUUACCGCUCGGUGCUGGUGGACGACGCCAGCCGCGGAGUAGACCUCGCAGACAUCGAGAAGACCAAAGCCACCAUACUCACCAACCACGGGGUCAUCGUUGACUCGGAACAGGUGUUGGCAAUGGUCGAGGGUCGUGACCGUCGACCUGAGUUAGGUUACAAACUGGCCAUGGAACUGAAGCACGCCAUGGAAGACCAGGAUUAGAUCCAGAUCUUGUACCUCCACCAGUUCUAGAUCCCAAGAAGUCACAAGCCAUCUUUAGCAUAUCAGUUCCUAUCCUCGGAGGGUUUUUUUAGUAUGGCAACAUUUUGUGUGAUAUAAGUUAUAUAUUUUGAAAAUAAUCUGACUUUAUAUACGUUAAUUAUAUACAUUUGAAGCAGAAUAAGUUAGCUUGAAUUAAUCAAAUGGCGAUACAUUAAAUGUUAAGCUUUUUCCUAUUUAAUAGAUCUGAUUAUUUAUUGUUUUACGUAUAAAAUUAUUUAUUUAUUUGUGAAAAUGUAUAGAUUUUAGUGACUGCAUUUAAUUUGGUCUUGAUACUUAAUAUUUUUGACAAUUUGAAUGACAUUAGGUUUGACCUCCGAGGAAUAUUUAUUAUUUAUUUAUUUAUUGUUUCGUCUGCUGGACAGAUUAUUUUUAAUCCUGUAAUAUUUAUUUAAUUAGAAAAACUAAAUAAAAUGCGUCAAUGACAAUACUUAGGAAAAUAUAAAAUUGUCUGUGGUCGAUUUUAGCUUAGAUCCUAAUUAGUAUUAGGUGAAUUUUUGCUGUUUGUAUUUAUUAGACAAAAGUACGAAGUUAUGCACCUCGUGUGAAAUAUUUAUAGUAAUAGAGGUUUAGGUGAAGUUGGUAGUUUAGUUUGUGCAACAUAUCAUUAGAACUGAAUAUCCUCAAAUGGCAUUCGUAAGGAAUGUAAACACCAUAGUGAUUGGUUUAUAUAACUAUCCAAUUCUUCUAUCCUUCAGUUAAACAUUAAGGAAAUAAAGGUUAUUGGUACCUGCAGUAACUUUUUAAAACAAUAAGAAAUAAGUAUCCGACUCGAAGGACCAUAAACUGUUUAAUUUUAUUACU